Rhizophagus irregularis DAOM 181602=DAOM 197198 is the source of this 585-nucleotide messenger RNA. RefSeq lists its product as uncharacterized. Lineage: Eukaryota; Fungi; Glomeromycota; Glomeromycetes; Glomerales; Glomeraceae. The record is from RefSeq and is a predicted model, not a curated record.
AUGGAAUAUUACACUCAAAAUCCUUCACAAGUUUUAUGUACUGUAAUCGUUAUGGAAUAUUACGCUCAAAAUUCUUCACAAGUUUUAUGUACUAAUCAUUACAGAAUAUUACACACUCAAAAUACUUCACAAGUUUUACGUACUGUAAUUAUUACGGAAUAUUACGCUCAAAAUCCUUUGCACCUAGAGUUUCAAACUGGAUUUAUUUUUAAAUCCAGAUUAGGUCAGACCAAGCAAAAAGUCAAAAAAAUAUUAUCAGUCAAAAAAUCGUUAGAAUUGACUCAAAUACAAAUACUUUUAAGGAAGUGUAUGAUGCAAUUACAAAAGAUUUAUUUUCUACAUGUUUAUGUGGGAAAAAUUGAUAAUAAAUGGAUUUAUGUUGAAGAAGGAUUAUAUGAUGAACUUUCUUUAAUGUUAGAGUUAGAAUCAAAACAUAUAAGAUUCAUUAUUCAACCGGAGGAAGAUAAUGGUGAAAGUAGUUCUAGAAAUCAAGUGGUUCAACAGAAUAAAAUCAAUAUUUUUGACACUAUGAUGGAAAGAGCUCGUCAACCUUACUUUUCUAUGCAAAAAAGAGAGGAUAUCUGA